AUGGCGGAACUAGACCCGAAUGCGUGGUACCGCCUCUCGGAGACGCGCGUCGACAAUAGCACCGGACCCUUCACCCUCAACCUCAGCCUUCGAGAUGUUGGCCUGCGAGUCCAUCCCAUCGCCGACGACGCCGCCGCCGCCUGGCAGUUUCAACCAUUCGGCGACGUCAAAGGUCGCUAUCUCAUGCGUCUCGACCAGGCCGGUGUGAAGCAGCAGCUGGGGGUGUGCUACGAUGCAAAAGAGCCCGCUGUCGGCGCUACCGUGGCGUGCCUACAGGAGUCGUCCGUUGACGACUCUCAGAUCUGGGAGAUAACGACAUGGAAUGGAAAGCCCGAGGAAUACAAGUUUGUCAACGUCGCCAACGGGACCAGCUACGUGCUCGAUGUACACCCCAAGGCCAAUUUGUUUAUGAACAAGGACGUCGAGGGCUUGGCAGGCGUGACGGAGACGCAGCCUGCGCAGCACUGGGUCAUGUCGAGCGUCAGCGCCGUUAACGAUGGAGCUUACUCGACGAUUUACUCAGGCAACGUGGCGGUGAGCACGAACUCGGCGACACUCUCUGCUGCUUUGACGACCUCGACCGCGAGAACUACAUCUACCCCGACGACCCCGACCGCAUCCGCCGGCGCAGCGAGCACACCUACUGUUACCCCAAUGUCAACUUCUGUGGGCAUCUCUCCUGCCGCCGGGGCGGGGAUAGGCGUCGGGGUUGCGAUAGGGGUCGUGGGCUUGAUCGGAGCUAUCGCCUUCUUUUGGUGGCGCCGCCAACGACCUGCUACGGCCCAGUAUAGCGAAGUGGAGGCGAAGAACAGCGGUAGCCCCGGGAUGGGAUCUUCCUCAGCGACCGAGUCUCUGGCAGCCGAGUCUCCGGCAGGCGGGAGCUACGCACUGCCCUACGGGGUACAGCCCGCCGAUGCAAGCUAUCCCGGAUAUUCCGGAAGGUCUUCCGCGACCAUGAGUUACCCGGUUAGGGGUGGAGGAGGGUCACCAUCGACAAUGAGCUAUCCGGUCCCUGUUACCGCCUCGUCUCCGUCCGAGUCCCGCAGCCUCCGGUCGUGGCCGCAAAAUGUGUCGGUGAGCGGGCUCGCCGUGCCUGCGACGGUGCCUCGCCAUCAGUUCGACCACCCCAGCAUACACAACGAGUUUGCGCCAGCCGCGCCCAGCCCGUCAUUUGAAUCAAUAUCACGCUUUGGGUUCUCAACAAACGAUUCGUCACAAGCCAACUCUACAACAAACCUAAACGAUCCAGACCCGCUUCCGAGCGCACACGAGCUGGAAGUGGCCGUGCGGGAUGUACCUAGACGUCAGCAUGAACUCGGCGAUUUUCAUCAUGGGCCGGAAACCUUUGAUAUCAGUCCUGAGACGCAACCGGUACCGGCGUCCAUACCGGCCCCCCACGCCGAGCUGGGUGCCUUCCAGCAUGGUCCCGACACCUUUGCGCAGAGCCACGAAGCCAAGAUGCUCGGAGCCCCUACUGCGGAGCUCGGAGCGUACCACCACGGCCCUGAUACCUUCGAGGGUGGGCAUGAGGACAAAAUGCUUGGUGGCUUUUCUCCGGGGGCGGAGAAGUAUCAACGUGAACGGGAAGACAAGGUGUUGGGGAGCUUCCACGACCUGAUGAACAUGGCGCCCGCCGGACGAAGCGAUCGGCAAACCGGCCCAUCGGAUGCCGCCGGGUGGCAGGCAUAUGAGAUGCAGUCGAUUCGACCACGGUAA
This is a messenger RNA of Colletotrichum higginsianum IMI 349063, 1716 nucleotides long. RefSeq names its product Transmembrane alpha-helix domain-containing protein. The coding region runs from base 1 to 1716 and encodes 571 amino acids. The record is from RefSeq and is a predicted model, not a curated record. The transcript has a single exon. NCBI's taxonomy places the organism in Eukaryota, Fungi, Ascomycota, Sordariomycetes, Glomerellales, Glomerellaceae.